AUGGCAUGCGCGCUCCACCCAGAUGCUGAGCAUUCUAUUGAGGAGUGUGUCGAGUUUGAAGAAUUUCUGCAAGACCUGUUAGAUCGUGGUCUGAUGCAAGUAUGCUGCAAGAGUGAGGAGGAACAGGUAUUUGCACAAACUGGUGAUGGGUCCGGUAUGACUUUACCAGAACCAUUGGUGAUUCGUUUCACCAGGACUACCCCUAUCCCACUGACUCAAGGAAGGUCGCCUGUUGUUAUCCGUGUACCAGCCCCUUUUCCUUACAAGAAUGAAAAAGCUGUCCCAUGGAGAUAUGGGACACAUGCAGUAGACGAAGUACAAAGCGUUGAUCCUGCUGUUAAAAAUAUAUCAGGCAUAGGUGGAAUGACGAGGAGUGGUCGAUUUUUCACACCACCGGAGNUGGCACGAGAAAGAGCUAGUGAUAAAGAAGCAUCGAUGGCUACGAAGGCCAAAGAAUUCUUAAAGGGUAAAGGUGCACAGACAGAAGAAAUCCCCGACAAGGAAGAGAAAAGAGAAGUGUCUGAAGAAGAGGCUUGUGAAUUUUUAAAAUUCAUACAACAAAGUGAAUAUAAGGUAGUGGAGCAGUUAAACCGUAUGCCUGCCCGUAUAUCCUUGUUAGACUUGCUCAUGUAUUCUGCAUCACACAGAAAGUUGUUAAUGAAGAUACUCAAUGAGGCUCACGUGGAGCAAGGUAUUUCGUUGAAUAAAUUUGAGGGUAUUGUUGGCAAUAUUGUUGCUAAUAAUUACCUCACAUUCACGGAUGAGGAAAUACCUGCUGAGGGAAGAGGGCAUAACAAGGCUCUUCACGUCUCUGUGAAAUGCCUGGAUCAUGUUAUAGCGCGUGUCUUAGUGGACAAUGGCUCUUCUUUGAAUGUUAUGCCGAAAGCAACUUUGGAAAAGCUACCUUGCGAAGGAAUGUAUAUGAAGCCAAGUUCAAUGAUUGUGAGGGCGUUUGAUGGUAGCAAAAGAGAAGUGAUGGGGGAAGUGGAAUUACCAGUGCAAGUUGGCCCAUGUGUCUUCCAAAUAACGUUCCAGGUCAUGGACAUCCUGCCAGCUUAUAGUUGCCUGUUGGGGCGCCCGUGGAUCCAUUCGGCCGGAGUCGUGCCUUCUACAUUACAUCAGAAGCUAAAAUAUGUGAUGGGGGAUAAGCUGGUGAUAGUGUCGGGAGAAGAGGAUCUUCUUGUGAGUGGGCCAUCAUCCACGCGCUACAUUGAGGCNGCUGAAGAAGCUCUUGANACAGCCUUUCAAUCGUUGGAGAUUGUGGGAAAUGCUUGUGUGGAGCCGUNUCCAGUAAAUCCUCAUCUAUCUUGUGCUUCUAUUAUGAUGGCCAAGAUUAUGCUGAAGAAGGGCUAUAUAUAUGGAGAAGGUUUGGGCAAAUAUCGGCAAGGGCGAGCAUUCCCUCUAGAAAUCGUUGAAAACAAGAACAGAUAUGGCUUGGGAUACAAGCCUACCAAAGAAGACAGGAAGAGGAUGAUUGAAGAAAGAAGAGAACGUAGUCUAGCCCGUGCAGAAAGACGGGAGCCCAGAGAGAGCAAGAUUCACAUUGGUGACAUUAAGGAAAACUUCUGCAGUGCUGGGUGGAUCAAUACUGGCCAGAUAGCAGCCGUGGAGGAUGAAGACAAGCCUCAGAGCUCGAGUUUUGUGUGGGCUUGCUCCCCUAAUACUCAACUCAGCAAUUGGGAAACACUGGAUUUACCUGUGAUGCUUAAUGAGAAUAAAAUAUGUGACAAUGAUUGUUUUGAAAAUAACGAUAUCAAUGUNCCUAAUUUUGAGCACCCUAUCGAUAAUACGGAAGAUGAUUUCGAAGAUGAUGUGGAUACCCCUUCGGAAUUGUUGAGAUUAGUGGAACAAGAAUCUAAGGAGAUAAAACCCCAUCAGGAAGAGAUUGAAGUAUUCAACUUGGGAGAGAAGGGUGAGAUAAAGGAAGUGAAAAUCGGUACUAGUAUGAAAAUAGAAGUGAGAGAAAGAUUGCGUGCUCUAUUGAAGGAGUUUAAAGAUGUGUUUGCGUGGUCUUAUAAUGACAUGCCGGGUCUAGAUACCGAUAUUGUGCAGCAUAAGCUCCCACUCAAGCCGGAAUGCCCUCCAGUCAAGCAAAAAUUAAGAAGAAUGAAACCGGAAAUGUCCCUAAAAAUUAAAGAGGAGGUUCAAAAGCAAUUUGACGCNGGAUUUUUGGCUGUGGCAAGAUACCCACAAUGGGUAGCGAAUGUUGUGCCAGUGCCCAAGAAGGAUGGAAAAGUUCGAAUGUGUGUUGACUAUCGUGAUCUGAAUCGUGCAAGCCCGAAGGAUAAUUUCCCGUUACCACAUAUCGAUACUCUAGUUGAUAAUACGGCCAGAUUUUNGUUAUUUUCAUUCAUGGAUGGAUUCUCGGGAUAUAACCAAAUUAAAAUGGCACCGGAAGAUAUGGAGAAGACGACCUUUAUCACGUUAUGGGGAACAUUUUGUUAUAAGGUGAUGUCUUUCGGACUCAAGAAUGCUGGAGCAACGUACCAAAGGGCAAUGGUGGCACUAUUCCAUGAUAUGAUGCAUAAAGAGAUCGAAGUUUACGUGGAUGACAUGAUUGCAAAGUCUGAGUCAGAAGAGGAGCAUAUUUUCAAUCUAAAGAAAUUAUUUGAGAGACUGAGAAAGUACAAACUCAGGUUAAAUCCCGCCAAAUGCACGUUUGGAGUGAAGUCUGGAAAAUUGUUGGAAGAGGCUGAAUGGGUUCAAGCUCGGUUCGAUCAGCUCAAUCUCAUUGAUGAAAAAAGAUUAGCAGCAGUAUGCCAUGGACAAUUAUACCAAAGAAGAAUGAAGAAGGCAUUUGACAAAAAGGUACAUCCAAGGGAAUUUCAUGAAGGUGAACUGGUGUUGAAAAAGAUUCUACCUGUACAAAAGGAUCACAGGGGCAAAUGGACUCCGAAUUAUGAAGGGCCAUUUGUGGUGAAGAAAGCAUUUUCUGGUGGGGCACUAAUUCUCACAAGAAUGGAUGGGGAAGAGUUACCAUUUCCAGUUAAUUCUGAUGCAGUAAAAAAGUUUUAUGCAUGA
This is a messenger RNA of Vigna radiata var. radiata (mung bean), 3021 nucleotides long. RefSeq lists its product as uncharacterized. The coding region runs from base 1 to 3021 and encodes 1006 amino acids. The transcript is spliced from 3 exons. Gene Ontology annotation, molecular function: nucleic acid binding. Lineage: Eukaryota; Viridiplantae; Streptophyta; Magnoliopsida; Fabales; Fabaceae. The record is from RefSeq and is a predicted model, not a curated record.